This is a messenger RNA of Lasiodiplodia theobromae, 678 nucleotides long. Its product is annotated as Short-chain dehydrogenase/reductase SDR. The transcript has 7 exons. Bases 1 to 678 code for a protein of 225 amino acids. The record is from RefSeq and is a predicted model, not a curated record. NCBI's taxonomy places the organism in Eukaryota, Fungi, Ascomycota, Dothideomycetes, Botryosphaeriales, Botryosphaeriaceae.
AUGCCAUACGACCUGAAAGGACGCAACGUCUUGAUUACUGGUGGCUCGAGAGGUCUUGGUGCCGUUCUCACCCGCACCUUCGCUGCUCAAGGAUGCAACAUAGCGAUCAACUUUCAAAGCUCAGAGACUGCAGCGAAAGACCUCGCCCAGGAAAUUGAGGAGAAGUACCAUGUCAAAGCGACAAUAAUCAAGGCUGACGUUGGCAUCACUACAGAAUGUGAGCGCUGUGUUGGAGACACAGUCAAGGCAAUCGGAGGCUUAGAUAUCCUUAUCGGGAAUGCCGGUUACACCAAGUUCACGGAAAAUUGGGGUGAUCUUGACGCUCUAAGCGAAGAAGACUGGGACAAGGGUGUCUCUCAGGGUGGCAGUUCAAUGGCUUAUUCCGUGACCAAGGCUGCUCAGCUUCACCUGAUGAAGUGUUUGGCCUCGGUCUGUGGUCCCAAGAUUCGGGUCAACGCCGUACUGCCUGGUCUCUUAUUGACCGACUGGGGUAACCAGUACGGUGAAGAGCGCAUUGCGUCUCUCAAAGACAGAGCAGCUCUGAAGAAGGAGACUGAUCUGCAGGAUUGCGCAAACGUCUUUGUUGACCUCGCCAAAAACACGUCCAUUACCGGCGCCAAGAUCCAAGUCGGUAAGAGCCCAAUUCUCAGCCAAGAAAGAACCGAGCUGAUUCUCUAG